AUGUGCGCAAGUCCUGCAUGAUAGGCACAGUAGUGACACUGUUCACAGUGCCACUUUCCAUGGUCCUGUGCUAUGCUGGAUUCCAGUGGUGGAAGAACAAGAAACGUCACCCUGCUGCAGCUCCAGCAUACCAGCCAAGAAGGCGUGACUCUGCCUCGCCCCCAGGGAGCCCAGAGACUGCCUCGUUUGACAGCUCUCAGACAUGGCCUCAGAAGCAGGUGUCGACCUGGAAAGCAGAGCACCAGCACUCUGUGCCUCCCCCACGGCCCCCCAGCCCGGCUGUGAAGAGGAAGCCCCCUGAGAUCCCCCCACCUCCUCCCCUCCCAAGCCGGCCACCCUGGUCCAGUUAGGACUGAAAGUGGGCCAGCCAUGGCAGGGCUUGGGCCACCAGCAGCUUGGGGCACCUGCUCUUGGCUACCAAUAACACGUUACCUGUGGGUAACAGCCAGAGGCACUUUUCCUACUCUUUUACCUUCAACAGGAAGGGCUGAAGAU
This is a messenger RNA of Poecile atricapillus (Black-capped chickadee), 495 nucleotides long. RefSeq lists its product as uncharacterized. The transcript has 2 exons. The record is from RefSeq and is a predicted model, not a curated record. The coding region runs from base 18 to 350 and encodes 110 amino acids. NCBI's taxonomy places the organism in Eukaryota, Metazoa, Chordata, Aves, Passeriformes, Paridae.